Molecule: messenger RNA, 789 nt
Organism: Anoplophora glabripennis (Asian longhorned beetle)
Lineage: Eukaryota; Metazoa; Arthropoda; Insecta; Coleoptera; Cerambycidae
Gene: RpL10
Product: 60S ribosomal protein L10
Exons: 4
Coding region: 93-749 (218 amino acids)
Biological process (GO): ribosomal large subunit assembly; translation
Cellular component (GO): ribosome; cytosolic large ribosomal subunit
Molecular function (GO): structural constituent of ribosome
Source: RefSeq, a predicted model, not a curated record
UAUAAAUUUUGUGCAGUGGCAGCACUUCCAGAAUUUCUUCUUUGACAGUCUUUUUUGUCUCUCGGUGGUCGUAAUUUAUAAAUUAGACCACAAUGGGAAGGAGACCAGCAAGAUGUUACCGUUAUUGUAAGAACAAACCUUAUCCAAAGUCAAGGUUUUGUAGAGGUGUACCAGAUCCAAAGAUACGUAUCUUCGAUCUGGGCAAGAAGAGGGCAAGUGUGGAAGAUUUUCCUUUGUGCGUCCACCUAGUAUCAGAUGAAUAUGAACAGUUAAGUUCCGAAGCUUUGGAAGCAGGGCGUAUCUGUUGCAAUAAAUACUUGGUAAAGAAUUGUGGUAAAGAUCAAUUCCACAUCCGCAUGAGACUUCAUCCUUUCCACGUAAUCCGCAUCAAUAAAAUGUUGUCCUGUGCGGGAGCCGACAGGCUCCAGACAGGAAUGAGGGGUGCUUUCGGUAAACCACAAGGUACUGUAGCACGUGUACGUAUCGGACAACCUAUUAUGAGUGUCCGCUCGAGUGACCGUUUCAAGGCAGCCGUCAUUGAGGCCCUCCGUCGUGCCAAGUUCAAGUUUCCAGGGCGCCAAAAGAUAUACGUGUCCAAAAAGUGGGGAUUCACAAAAUACGAACGUGAUCAAUAUGAGACCUUGAAGUCCCAAGGCAGGUUGGCCCAUGACGGUUGUAAUGUUCAAUACAGACCCGAACAUGGACCAUUAAAUGCAUGGAAAAAAACCCAAGAAGAUUUGUAUGCGUAAAACAUACAUUUUUAAGUUUUGGAAUAAAUUUUGAAAAGUU